Messenger RNA from Orussus abietinus, 1944 nucleotides. It is a transcript of the gene Usp14, whose product is annotated as ubiquitin carboxyl-terminal hydrolase 14. Gene Ontology annotation, molecular function: cysteine-type deubiquitinase activity; protein binding; proteasome binding. NCBI's taxonomy places the organism in Eukaryota, Metazoa, Arthropoda, Insecta, Hymenoptera, Orussidae. The record is from RefSeq and is a predicted model, not a curated record. The coding region runs from base 164 to 1636 and encodes 490 amino acids. Gene Ontology annotation, biological process: proteasome-mediated ubiquitin-dependent protein catabolic process; protein deubiquitination; regulation of proteasomal protein catabolic process. The transcript is spliced from 6 exons.
AAGCUUUACCAUCUGAGUUGUUCAUGGUUAUCCGGAAACCGCGUAAAGUCUGACUUUGCAAUUUAGUUCAAUUUCAGCAUUGCGAUCAAAACGUGCCGUUCAGAUCUCAAAAUAUACGCGGAAGUGAUAUUACCAUUAGAUAAUCGAAUACGCACCGUUGAAGAUGCCUAAAUAUUCCAUUAAAGUAAAAUGGGGCAAAGAGGUCUUUCCAAAUGUAGAAGUUAAUACAGACGAAGAGCCUAUGUUGUUCAAGGCACAGCUCUUUGCGCUAACCGGAGUUCAGCCGGAAAGACAGAAGGUCAUGUUGAAAGGAAUGACGCUAAAGGAUGACGAGUGGGGAAACAUGAAGCUGAAAGAUGGAGUGACUAUCUUACUAAUGGGAUCGAAAGAAGAGGACGUUCCAACGGAGCCAGCCGAAAAGCCAUUGUUUUUAGAGGAUAUGAAUGAAUCGGAAUUAGCAACUGCUUUAAAUGUACCAGCUGGUUUAACAAACUUAGGAAAUACAUGUUACUUGAAUGCAACGGUGCAAUGUUUAAAAACUGUGCCAGAAUUGCGAGAUGCACUUAAGAAUUUUUCUGGAGGACUUGCUGCAUCCAGUAGCGUAUCUUAUGUCCCAGCUCAGAGCGUAACGGCUGCAUUGCGGGAUUUGUACGAAGGCAUGGAUAAAGGAUCCUCAUUGCCCCCUGUGGUACUCGUACAGAUGAUGCAUCUCGCAUUUCCAAGAUUUGCAGAGAAAUCGGAGCACGGUGAUUUCCAACAGCAGGAUGCUGCCGAAUUUUGGAACGAGUUGAUCAAAAUGUUGCAGGAGAAAUUGCCAGCAAAGGAAAGUCCUGUGAAUACAGACAGUCCACAGUUAUUUAAACCACGUUCCCUGAUCGAGCAGUACUUUGGAGGUAUGUUCAGUAUCGAACUAAAGUGUACGGAAGCAGAAGACGAACCAACGACUUUCAAGACGGAGGAAUUCUUACAGUUAAGCUGUUACAUUACAAUGGAUGUCAGAUACAUGCACUCUGGUAUUAGGAGCAAAAUGCAAGAACAGAUUACUAAGAAGUCCCCGACACUCGGCAGAGACGCCAUUUACACAAAAACGUCAAAAAUUAGUAGGCUGCCAGCCUAUUUAACUAUCCAGUUUGUUCGGUUUUUUUACAAAGAGAAAGAGGCGAUUAACGUAAAAAUUUUGAAAGACGUCAAGUUCCCCAUGGAGUUCGAUGCCUUUGAAUUUUGCACGAGUGAGCUUCAAAGUAAGCUUACACCGAUGCGAGAUAGAUUCAAAGAGUUAGAAGACUCCGUGGUCGGGCAGGCAUCUUCCGUCAAGGAUAAAGACAAGGGUGACGGCAACAAGAAACCUGUGAAAGAAGAACCUUUUUGGUUUUCGGAUGAUAUAGGGUCGAACAAUAGUGGUUACUACACGUUACAAGCGGUUCUUACGCAUAAAGGACGUUCGAGUAGCAGUGGCCACUACGUGGCUUGGGUACGACAGAAGGACGAUACGUGGUUGAAAUGUGACGAUGACGCGGUCAAUGCGGUAACCGGUGAAGAAAUCUUGAAACUCAGUGGCGGGGGUGACUGGCACUGUGCAUACGUAUUGCUUUACGGCCCUCGAAUUCUGGAAGUUCCUGUACCUGAAGCGGAGUAACUUUCCUAUUGUCCGUCAGUUAUUAUUUAGCCGACACGGGACCCCGGCGACACGAUGCUUCGAAGUGAGGAAAAUAAUAACGGUAUAAGUGCAGUCGGCUGCAUGUGAUUAUUAUGCCAAGUUAAAUCUCCGCCAUUGGUACUAUUUAAACAGCAUUGGGGCGUGUUGAAUACGGCCAGUGAUCUCUCUUACUAGGUACACUUUGGUAAGAUUAGACUUUUUCAACGCGAUACAUAGAGCAAAGGACUAUUUGUUACUGCGAAACUUCUAUGUGUUCUUUUAUAAUAUUAAAGUAACAAUUAUUUAAA